GUGUUGCCAGUAGAUAGAAAAAGGUGGCAAAAAACCAUUGGUAACUUUGAAUAAAUUUUAUAUUUCGUUGUGUUUACAGCUUUACUUAAUACUGAACGCAUCAUAAUAAAUGUCAAUGUCAGAACUGUCUAAACUGAUAUAACCUCAAAAGAUUAUAAAACAGAUAUUGCUAAUAUUAAGAACAAUAUUUUCUCGUAUUUAGCAAAGUUCUUUCGUAAUUUUAAAGUAAAAUAAAUUAAAUUAAUUACUUUGAAGUGCCUUUCACCGGUACAAUGAAUAUAGCUCGUACAAUUUGCACAAUACGUAAUAAAAAUGUCAGCAAAACAGUGUACAGAAACUUUCGUAUAUCUACCACAAACUACGAUUCAACACACGCAUCGCAGCCUAAAGUUCAAGAAGAGAAGUACGACUUUGAAGAUUUAAAAGUUAUAGAACGCGCUGAGAACAGAAAAGCAGCUAUACAGCCUUUUAUGAAAAAUGUAUUCGUGUCUAUAUUCGACCGGGAUUUGCUGGCGUAUCCCGAGAUUUUGAACAAAGAUGAGAGCGAAGAGUUGGAUAGGAGAGUGAGUAGGCUGCAGACGGUGUUUGGGGACGAGAAGAAAACAAAAGAAGAGCGCAAGGAAGUGUUGAGACAGAACCAAAUGUAUGCAGCGCCUGUUGCCUUAACACUUGGUGGGUUGGCUAUGAAUGUAACGGAGAGUAUAAGAUACCUAGAGACAAUAUCAUCAGACCUCCAACUCGGUCAGCAGCUGAGCGAUCACUGGGUAGCCCUGGAAGCUUUAAAAGCUGGUCUCCGUUCAGAACAGUUCCGGCAGAUCCUGGAUGACUUGGUAUCGGGAGAGCAGACAGUUUCGCUUUGUGUGAAAGAGAAGUUAGCGGAGAGGAUAUCGCAGCCGGACUUUAGAACUAUUGCAGAGAUGGAUGGACAAGAAAUAUGGAGAGUCUCCGGUGAAAAAGUCUGCAAUGCAACCUCCGGGUACUUCUUAGUCCUAGGCAGCUCCGAGGCGGGCCGGCUCAGAGCGUUCUUGGUGCACCCGGGUGCUGCCGGCGUGUCUGCUACUGGGGACUUUGUCACCUUCCAGAAAACACCAGCAACACCACUCGACGAAGUGACAGAGGCAGGGCUAGCACAGAUCCUGGGAGCCUCACGGCUCCACACUGCGACCCUGUGCCGCUGCAGUCUACAACGGGCCAUGCUAGCCGCUACUGACUAUAUCAGAGACAGGGUUUUCAAUGGUAAACCACUAUCAGAGAUGCCAAUACUCCGCGCCACCAUAGGAUCCGCUCUACUCGAUAUAUACGCGUCAGAGAGCGCAGAGUAUUUCACAGCUGGCUUAUUGGAUGGAUACCUUAACCCUGAUGCUGAAUUGGAGAUGGCUAUGUGCAGAAAUUUCAUAUCGUCCGCCGGUCUCGCCAGAAGUCUGGAUCUCCUGUCGAUCCCCCCAUUGGAAAACCAGAAGGAAUUCAGCCGGUACCUUGAAGACAUGCGGCUACUUACGUUCAGGGGAGAGAAUAGAGAUGGCGUUAAUGUCUUCAUUGCACUGAAUGGCAUCCACCACGCCGGUAAAGUGAUGGCGGAAGAGAUAAAGCAGAUCAGGAAUCCGCUGUUUCAUCCCAGUUUCAUAGUUAAGAAGGUCUUCGCGAACAGGCAUCAGGAAAAAGACGACCCCAAAUUGACCCUGUUCUUAGCCGAACAUUUACACCCGUCGCUCCGUCCGGCCGCCGAACAAUUAGAGUACAGUGUGCUGAGGAUGAGGUUCGCCUGCGAGACUAUUAUGGCGCGGCACGGGAACAAAGUUGGGGAGGCGUUCACUGAACUGAACAGACUGGCCGAGGCGGCGACAGAGAUUCUAGUCAUGACUGCCGUCCUAGCUAGGGCUUCAAGAUCAUACUGCAUUGGAGUACGCAACGCCGAACUCGAAAUGAAGUUAGCAGCGUGCUUCGUCGAACAAUCUCGAGACCGAGUGCGGAAACUAAUCAAAGAAUUGGACGACGGUGAAUUUAUCAAUUUGGACCAUUUCAAACUGCAGUUCGGGAAACGAGUGCUUGACAGCAAGUCGGCUGUCGUUGAGAAGGCUACAACUAGAGUGUUUUGGUAGAAUAUACGUUGUAAAUUAUU
Messenger RNA from Leguminivora glycinivorella, 2119 nucleotides. RefSeq names its product complex I assembly factor ACAD9, mitochondrial (gene Egm). Lineage: Eukaryota; Metazoa; Arthropoda; Insecta; Lepidoptera; Tortricidae. The record is from RefSeq and is a predicted model, not a curated record. The transcript has 10 exons. Bases 273 to 2099 code for a protein of 608 amino acids. Gene Ontology annotation, molecular function: acyl-CoA dehydrogenase activity; flavin adenine dinucleotide binding.